AGCAAAUAUGUUGAGUCUGUUUGGAGUCAUGGCUUUCAGGCUGAUCUCUGUGACUCUGCUGAUUCUCUGCACACAAGAGAGUGUGGCACAGCUAUCUGUUUGUGGUCUGGCAAAUCUGAACAACAGGAUUGUUGGAGGACAAAAUGCUCCUGCAGGGUUCUGGCCUUGGCAGGUCAGUCUGCAGACAUCUUCACACUUCUGUGGAGGAUCCCUCAUCAACAACCAGUGGGUGCUGACGGCCGCUCACUGCUUUCCAAGCCGGAGUGCAUCUGGUGUGAACGUAGUUCUGGGUCUUCAGAGUCUGCAGGGAUCAAACCCCAACAGAGUGUCUCAAACAAUAGCAACUUUAAUCAUUCAUCCAAACUACAACUCAAAGACAGAGGAUAACGACAUUGCUCUCCUGCAGCUCUCCUCACCAGUAAACUUCAACAACUACAUCACUCCAGUCUCUGCCACCAACAGCACCUUCUACAGCGGCGUCAACACCUGGGUCACCGGCUGGGGCAACAUUGGAACUAAUGUCUCCCUUCCUGCCCCACAAACCCUCCAGGAAGUACAAAUACCGAUUGUGGGAAACAGACAAUGCAAGUGCAGCUAUGGAGCCAGCUCAAUCACUGACAACAUGGUGUGUGCCGGGUUACUGGAAGGAGGCAAAGACUCUUGUCAGGGAGACUCUGGAGGUCCGCUGGUGAUUAAGCAGAACAACCGAUGGAUCCAAGCAGGAGUUGUGAGUUUUGGAAUAGGUUGUGCUGAACCUAAUUUCCCAGGAGUCUACACCAGAGUGUCCCAGUACCAGACCUGGAUCAAUACCCAAAUCACCAGCAAUCAGCCGGGCUUUAUCGCCUUCACCUCCACUGGAACUGACAGUGACCUCAGUGUGUCAUGUCCAGGAGUGCCACCAAUUGCUACUACUGCCACAACUAUAGCAAUUACAACAACUUAUGUAUCUCUAAUACCAACUACAACCAUCAAAACUACAGCAACCAUGACACAGCCAACAACUACAACUAAACCUACAACAGCCACCACCUAUUCAACAACCACUACAACAAAAACUACAACCCAGCCACCAUCCACCACACCCAAUGCUGUGGUUUGUGGACAGGCCACCCUGAAUUCCCGUGUCUUAAAUGGAAGUUCAGUGAUAACUGCAGGUCAGUGGCCUUGGAUGGCGAGUCUACAGAAGAAUGGAAAGCAUGUGUGCGGAGGGACACUAGUUGCUCUGGACUCUGUUCUUAGCGAUGCUAACUGCUUCACAAGAUGAGCAACUUUUGCAGGAGUUCAAGACGUCUGUGUUAGACUGUGGGACAAAUUCUACAAGUGACAGGAUUUGUACAGAUAUAUUUACACUGGAGCAGGUAAAUGGUAAGACAAAAUGUAUUGUUGGCCCUGUGAUCAUCUGCAAGACACCCCUACAGUCUCUGAUGGGGCCGCUCCUCUCUGUGACCCACCAUGGACCCGGCAACCCAAAAACCCACAGCAACCAUUCGGGUCAACUCCCCGUAUGGUGCAUGUGAUGAAGGCCUGAGGCUCAAUCAAUGAAUUAGCAAACAAUACAUUGACAAUAUCUCUGUUUUUACAGUUUAGAAUGCAAUGAAGCUCUUUUUGAACAGCAGAUAUUUCUUUUGGCACAAAGUUUCAAAUGAGCAUGGCCAUAACUGAACGGUCUUCUCUGUAGUCAUGGUAGGGGACAUUUUUAACAAAUAGGAUCUUGAAGAUUUUCCUUGUUUCUACAAGGAAGAAAGUGGACAAUAGUAGGAAUCUGAUCAGUUCACUGAUGACAUCACUAAGUAAACUUUCCUCUGUUUACCGUCUG
Messenger RNA from Oryzias latipes (Japanese medaka), 1816 nucleotides. The record is from RefSeq and is a predicted model, not a curated record. Lineage: Eukaryota; Metazoa; Chordata; Actinopteri; Beloniformes; Adrianichthyidae.